Drosophila busckii is the source of this 4352-nucleotide messenger RNA. RefSeq lists its product as uncharacterized. NCBI's taxonomy places the organism in Eukaryota, Metazoa, Arthropoda, Insecta, Diptera, Drosophilidae. Bases 116 to 4168 code for a protein of 1350 amino acids. Gene Ontology annotation, biological process: regulation of transcription by RNA polymerase II. The transcript is spliced from 5 exons. The record is from RefSeq and is a predicted model, not a curated record. Gene Ontology annotation, cellular component: transcription regulator complex; nucleus.
GUAAGCGUGACAGUUGCUUGUCAAUAUAAUGUACACAGUAGCAAGUAUUAAAUCUAGAAGCAACUGAGUUAGAGUUUUCUUUAAAAGCUCUGUGUGUUUGAUAAAAGAAAAUAGAAUGACAGAGCCUACAGUGCGCAUGCUGCUAAAGGGGCAGAACAAGGAGCGACAUGCAACAGAGGCUGAGCAGCCACCAGAAAAAACACCGCAUCAAGGCAGCAACACUGAAACCUUUUUGAAAGAACAGCAAAUAAUAGAAUUGGUGCGCCUGGAGCCAGCGCUCUACGAUAGAAAACACAGUCACUUUCUAGAUGCAAACUACAAUAAGCAAGUGUGGCAAACUAUUGCCAAUCAAGUGUCCAUGAAGCGCUCGCAAUGCCAAAGCAUCUGGCUUCAGUUGCUCUUCAAGUUCAAGCGUCAUGCGAACCGCUUGCGCAUUUAUAGUCGCCUGGACAGAAAGCAUGAGCAAAGCCGCCCCUGCAUGCCACACGAGGAGGAGUUGUUGUUUCUCUAUACGCAUUUGCCACCCUAUGCGCUACCUGAAAAAGAAAAAUCCAAGCGAGAACCAGAAGUAGUUGUUGUGGAUGAGGUAGCUGUGCCAGAGAUAGCUAUGCCGGCAACGGCAACAACUGCAGCGCAGGCUACUGCUGUACCCGCCGCAGCUGCAGACGAGAUCAUUGAUCUGGAAUCGGAAAUGUUUGAGCACUAUAGCACCAAUAACUAUCAUCAGCGUUUGAUUGAGGCAGUGCGGGCCUAUCCACAGCUCUAUGACACACGCCAUCCCGAUUAUGAAGAUUAUCGCAUUCGCGGCAUUAGCUGGUGCGACAUUGCCAAUGAGUUAAGCGACAAGGCCACCAAGCUGAUGAAAACCUGGAUGCAGCUGCUCACACGCUACGAAUGGGAGUUGAACCACUGUCAAGCUGUCAAUCGUACGCAAGUCUACACACAGCUUGCCUUUAUGGAAUCCCAUAUACGCCAACGCACCCAUACAGUGUGCAAGACAUCGCAUUAUUUAAAAGGCAACUGGCUUGAGCCCGUUGAGAGCUUUCGCGGUGUGAUGACGCUAAUAAAGGCACUGAAGGCUUUGCCCGAUCUUGUCGCGCAGGUGGAGAACGGCUGGUGGACGAAACCAAGAACAACGGUAGAAUAUCAUAAUCUCUGGGUGUCGGUGUCCUACAAAGUGAAGGUGAGCCAUCAGCGCUGUGAGGUAACCUGGCUGGGCUUGCGGUCAUUCUAUCAGGAGCUGGCCAAUAUGCGCAAGGCGGGCUAUCGGCUGCAGGACAAAUGGUUCUUUGAGAAUCUAAUGGCCGAAAUAGUCGAUCCGCCAACAGGCAUAUACAAGGUGCUGUCGGGCGGGCUGCUGACUGGAGGCAAGGUAAUACCACUGAAUGAGCCGCUAAGCAAAGCAAUUCCGGCAAAGAGACCAAAGCUAAAAGUAGUAGCAACUACAGCAACAGCAACGACAGGAACGUCAACAAUAACAACAGCAACAACAACAACAGCGCUUCAGAUAAUUAAAGUGCCGGCAACAACAAUGCUCAAGGCAGUAACCAUAACACCAGCAUCAGCAGCAUCACUAAAAGCAGCAAACUCGUCAGCAACAAUACUAAAGCUAGCUACAGCGACGACACCAGCAGCAGCAGCUAAGCCUGGAGUGCUAAAGCUGACAUCAGUAAGUCCAGCAGCAGCAACAACAAUACCCAUUCUAUCAGCAACAACUAUUGGCGCCAGAGCAACAAUAAUACCAACAACAGUAGCCGCACAGCCCACUGUGCUGACCAUGCCAAGACCUAUAACGAUUACACCACGCAUGCCGCUCAAGCUGCCCGCAGGCUUGAAGCUAACACCGGUGCCUGCGUCUGUGGCUACGCAGAUGAUUACCCCACCUGGACUGCAGGUAACACUGCGUCCAAAGAUAAGUACACUAGUGCGUUCAACAGCGACGCCACCACCGCCGCCACAUAAUCUGAUCUCAGCGCCAGCCUCCACGCUCAAAGUCACCAGCGUGAAGUCGCUAGCGCCUGCAACGGCAACCAUAACAGCAAUCAAAACGACCAAGGAGCUACCUUGGAUACAGGCCAGGCCACUGCAUGCGCUGCUAUCGCAGCCACUUAUUGUUGCAAAACCCAAAGCAGCAAUAAUUACAUCACCGCCACCGCUGGUGGCCAUAACCAAAGCAACAUUACCAGUUAAAUGCGCCAAGAGAAUAGAUUUGGACAGCCUGACAGCAGCCACAAGCACCAGCACCAGCACCAGUACCAGCAACAGCACCAGCAGCAGCAGCCAGAGUGACAACAACAAAAACGGCAAAAAGCAACAACCAUCUGGCGGCGUCAUGAAAACUCUCAGCAGUAGCAAACACGAUAGCCCCACCGGUGAAAGUAAGACCACACUCACCGGUCAGAUCAAUAAUCAUAUCAUUACAGUGACCUAUGUUUCUAAACUUAAUUUAAAGAAACUGAGCGUCACUGGUAGCUUUCAAGCCGAGAUGAAUAACGUGCGCCUGUCUCAGUUUAUACGCAUGGUGUUGUCUAUACCGCAGCUACAUAAUACCGAACCCGAUCUCGAGACACAGCGCAACGAUUUUUGGCUGCUGAUUUCUAAAAAGUUUUCUAUUCAUGAGUGUUCCUGCAUUGCCAUUUGGCACUUUCUUCUCAACAACAUGCAGCUGCUGCCUAAGAUUGGGCCACUGAAGGAGCUCACUAAUCCAUUGAAGGGUCUAACCAAAGUCUGGAAGAUAUCACAUCGUUUAUUUGGCAAAUUUGAUGAAAUCGCUUGUAAAUAUAAAUGGGCUAAACAUAAGAGCGUGCUGCCUGACUUUAUCAAACUGAUGGCCAAGUCGGAGCAGCUGUAUGCGGAUAUGCGCAGGUCGCAACCAGCUGCAGAGCCCAAUGCUGCGGACUUGGACGUUUGGCGCACAGCAGCUGAACAAUUUCCAGGCAUGAAUCAUCUUGAUGUUUGGCAAAUGUUCAAAUUUGCAUUCAAAACCUAUAUGGAGGAUCUGGAGCGUGGCAUUGAGAAUCCCUGGCCGCAGAACUGGUGGCAAGCACUCGAGCAGCUUAGAUUCCUUGUCAAUGUGCGCUAUGUGCCAUUCGAGCCGUACUAUUAUAUAGUGCAUCGCAAAGUUACCGAUGAGAUUAGGCGCUGCAGCAUGUAUGAGGCGCUAAUGCGACCCACAGAUAAAGCAGCUACCGCAAAGGCACAAGAAUGCUCCACAGAAUCGCUCCUAGCACGGGAAAUAGAAGAAGCAAAGCGUUUGUUUGACGUGGAAGCAAAAGAGCAACGCAUGCGUCGCCAGCAUAAACUAGAUUCGACUGAUGCUGCUGAGCAAGUGGCGGCUGCUUCAACUUCAACAUCUGCUCCGCCAUCUCCAGCUACAAAAAAAAAUGCGAACCCAACUUCAAUGACUGCUGCGCUUCCAUCUCCGCCUGCUCGUGUAACUUCUGCUCCACCUCCACCUGCUACAACAGUUAGUCCUGCUCCCGCUGCAAAAUGUAAUGCUGCUUCAACUUCUGCUCCUUCUACUACAAAUAUUGGCUAUACUGAGCAAGAUCUCAAACCUAAUAAGGAUUUAUUAGAUGCUCUUGCUAGAAAAUGCGGCGGUGCAGCCAAAAUAGAUAUCUAUGAGCUAACGCGCUUGAUGCGCUGCUUUCCCAACUGCUAUAUCAAGUCCGCUAAUAUAAAACAGCGCCGUCAUGCCUGGCAGCAAGUGGCAAAGGAGCUAAACAUGCGUUUAAGUAAUUGCUUGACGGGCCUGCAGCAGGCGAUUCGUGGCAUGUACAACAUGCGCCUGCUGGAUCCAGAGAAGCGCUGCGGCAUGGCGCAACGCUAUUAUCAGCACAUACAGGAGAUUUGUACGGAGGUCAACGAUCAGCAUUAUGUGGCACAGCGUCUCUCCAAACAGCAACUAAUCGAACCCAAGGGCACACUCGCACAGGAGCGCUAUAUGCCCGAAAUUAAUUUGACUAAUUGCAAACCAGGCAUCGUAUUAAAGAACUGGUCAAAUGCUAUUGGUAAUUUGGAUAGCAAGGACCCUAGUCGCUUGCAAAAAAAACUGGAGAUUAUUUUUGCCCAACAUGCCGCUUCGGCGAAUAUAACUUGGGCAAAUGUGCUGAAGGAGGAACCUGAGGAUGAAAGUGAUGAGCACAAGGAUGGUGGUACUCCGGAUUAAUAUAUAUUUGCUGAUGAUGGCUUCUUGUAAAGUAUUAAUAUAUUCAUUAGUGUUGAUAACUAUGAUUACUAUUUAUUUACAUACAUAUAUGAAAAUCUCACUUCUCUUGCUGUUUGUAGAAGCAUACACAUACACAUUCACACAACACACAUAAUUUACUAUAAGAUAAUCUAUUAUAUGUGUA